ACCAGCCGUCUGCCAUUCACGUGAUUCUCCUGCAGAAUGACGGAAGUAGGAAUGCGUCGCAGUAGUCUCUCAACAAUGGCUUUCACCUCGGUUUUAUUAUUUAUCUGCUCGAUUUAUAGCUGUUAUGCUCAAGCGCCUCUGCUCAUGUGGACCAGCGAUGGGUCCAACAUGCCACAUCUGGCUCAACCAACAGCUGGUCAGACAGUGUCUGGUGGACAGCUGGCGUCUUAUCUGAAAUCUGCCCUGUCCAUAGCUCCACACAAUGUGCUGCUCUUCCUACAGGAUAAGCUCAGUAUGGAAGACUUCACUAUGUACGGUGGAGUGUUUGGGAACAAGCAAGACAGUGCCUUUUUGAAUGUAGAGUCAGCCCUUCAGACGUCCUCCAGUCCUCUGGUGUUGCCAUCCCUAGACUGGUCUGCAUCUCAUUCUAUCCUGGAACUCCUCCAGGGAGAGCUGGGCAUCCCAGCAGUCCACAUCGACCCCAGCACCCUGAAGGAAAUCAAGCUGAACACAGCACAGCCUUCACUGCUGGCGGUCCAUCUCCCUUACACUGCUGGGGAUCGGACAAAGGAAUUGCUUUUGAAAAAUGAUGCGAUCAUUGGCGAGGUCCUCGACAUGUUCAAAUCUCAGGAUGUGCCUUACACUGCUGUAUACACCGGCCUGAAGCCUUCUAGAGUCAUUGAGGACACCCCAGUAAUGGCAGAACAUUCUGUGGGUCGAUCUCUACUUCAGGCACCGUCAGAGUCACCUGUGAAACCCCCACUUGUGGUCAACAGCGCAGAGGGGAAGCCCUGCAUCCUACUGUGGGCCGACACUCUCCUCGCUACUUACUCUGGGAUCCAGGUUGAUCUGGCAAGAAGCAUUUUUAAUGGUUCUGCUAACGUCACUGGUUCUGUGUGUAAUAAUACACUCUCAAGACUCGUCCUUAAUUACCAAAAUGUUCUGAAUUUGCGAUCCCUCCGGCUUAUCUUCUCUAUGCGCAAGAUCUUCUUUCCUGUAUCUGCUCGUGACUGGUCAGUGGUGGAGCAGGUGGUGCUGGAGUAUGACGGGCAGAGGGCCAUCUUUAACGCCAGCAGGGGGAUCUAUUCUCCUGCAGAGUAUUCUUUCCAUUGCCAGAACGUGAGCAGCGCUCAGAGCCCCCUGCUGGUGCCCCGCAGUGCUACGGACAAUGCUACCCAAUGGACGCUGUCCUUCACUGAUUUUCAGAUCCAAGGCUUCAACGUUACUGGUGAAAACUUCUCGUAUGCUAGCGAUUGUGCAGGAUUCUUCACUCCAGGGAUUUGGAUGGGCCUGCUGACCUCUCUGCUCAUGGUGUUCAUUCUUACCUAUGGCCUGCACAUGAUCAUGCAGAUUCGCACCAUGGACCGCUUUGAUGAUCCAAAAGGCCCAGCGAUUUCGGUGCCUCAGAGUGAGUGAUUUGAGCCAAAAGCAACCAGAAACUUGUCAUGUUGUCAAAAUUUUAAAAACAUACUUGAUUUGUAUGUAUGUGGAAACUGAUGUGUUUGAUAAUCAGGAAUUUAUCGAUCUCGCAUGAGUAUUUGAGUGUUUUUAAGAGUAUUUAUAGUCAAAGGCAAACCAUAUUUUUCACAUUUAUUUUGAUUUCCUGUAAAAAUUGAAAUUAUUUUCAUCUCUCCCUUAUUACAUUUGUAAAUCUUUAAUACUUUACAGUAAGGAACAUGGGUUACCAAUAAAAAUGUUUUUUAUUUUUGUAAAUUUAACAUUGGUCUAGAUUAAUAAAUGCUGCAAAAAGUUGUUCAUGAUACCUAAUGCAUUAAAUUGAACCUACACAUUUCAGUACACAUACAGUGCACAUGCAUGUUUCUCUGUCUACUGGUAAACUAGACAGACUCAUGAAUGCAAUAACUUUUUUUUAUCAUGUUUUGCAUUAGAACAUCUUGUGGUGUUAUUUUUUGGACUACUGUUAUUUAUUUUGUCUUAUAAAUCUGGUGGGUUUUUUUCUCAUAUUGUACUGGAUUUGCAUUUGUUUGGGUAGUUUGGCAAAUUUAAAACUUGCCCAUAUUUCAUCAUUCCAAAUGUACAAUUUAAGUGCCUAAGAUGGACCAGGCACUGCAUGGAGAAUGAAAAGUGCUAAAUUAUGAUUUAUUGGUUAUUAGUCUAAUAAAAGUGCCAAAAGUA
Messenger RNA from Carassius auratus (goldfish), 2136 nucleotides. It is a transcript of the gene atp6ap1b, whose product is annotated as ATPase H+ transporting accessory protein 1b. Lineage: Eukaryota; Metazoa; Chordata; Actinopteri; Cypriniformes; Cyprinidae. The record is from RefSeq and is a predicted model, not a curated record. Bases 37 to 1416 code for a protein of 459 amino acids. The transcript is spliced from 10 exons. Gene Ontology annotation, molecular function: ATPase activator activity. Gene Ontology annotation, cellular component: proton-transporting V-type ATPase complex.